Messenger RNA from Drosophila takahashii, 1101 nucleotides. The record is from RefSeq and is a predicted model, not a curated record. NCBI's taxonomy places the organism in Eukaryota, Metazoa, Arthropoda, Insecta, Diptera, Drosophilidae.
AUGAAGUCUGUGGUGCAAGGCGAGCUACUCAACGAAGGUAAAAUACAUCGAUAUAUAGUGAACAGACAUCAGGGAUCCAGAGGAAGAGUAAUAUGUCAUCCGCCUUUGAUCUUUGCCCUCCAAACGCUCUACCAAUUGUCGGAUGGAGAAACCAGGGAGAGUUUGAAUGGUCGUUGGCAGUGGCCACCGGGAGAGGGAAUAUCGGGAGAGUGGCCCAAAGUUCAGGGCUUCAGAACUCUACUGGUUAAGCCAAUAGAUAUAUCCGAUUCCGCCAGAGAGGCGGUGAGGAACGUGAGUGAUUUGGAGAUCAUGGAUUUCGUGAACCCGGGACAACGUCUGUUUGAAAUUAAUCAAAGAGUGGAUUUCUUUACAAGUCCCAUGACAGCCAGAUUAGUAAGGAAACGACAUCUCAGCAGGCACACCCAGAUGAUUUCGAUAAGUGCCGGAGUGAUAGAAGGUCGUUGGAAAUUUCCGUUUAGCAGGAAAAACACCAGAGAUCGUCCCUUCUUCGAACAGUUUGGCUCAAAUCGGGAAGAAAGGCUUGUGAUGGUACCCACCAUGCACCAGGUUGGAGUUAGGUAUUCCUAUGCCCAGCUGGCUAGUACAGAAAUGCUACUCUUGCCAUUGGCCGGUAAUGAAAACGUAAAAUUCAUGAUUCUUUUGAGCUCCGUUUUAUACUGCACGGUUGACUUAAGGCCAAUCAGUUUCAUUAUGCCCACUUACGAGAAUCUAACAGAUUUAAUAAAGUUCGGAAAGGAGCAACUAGUGGAGGUGCAACUACCAAAACUGAGAUUCACUUACUCAGUGGAGCUUGUUCCGCACAUUUUGGAUGAUAUGGGUUUCAAAAGUUUAUAUAGCGAGGCAGCAAACUUUGGGAGACUUUCGAACACCACAAAACUACGACUUUCCAGCAUGAUGCACACGGCAGCCAUUGAUAUUGACGAGGGCGGCAUUAAUGAGGUGAAGCAAAGUUAUGUUAAAGAAAAAGUGCAUAAACAGCGGCGGGAUAAUGGAGUUAAAUUUUACGCAAAUCGGCCUUUCUUUUUCGCCAUUCUCGAUCACAGGCAGGUCUACUUAACUGGCGAAUAUGUAGGUCCCUAA